UUACACUCUCAUUUUCCCUAAAAUGGGGUUGUGAGUUUUGACAAGAGAAGUUAUUCCUCGUCGUAUACCCUUCCGACCACCGUAAAAUCUCACUCAAAUGGACUUGCAGGUAUUGGCCGACGCUGCCGAUGGUCUUUCCGCCAUGGAAACUGUGCCUGAAGCAGUUGGUUCUCCUGAAGAAGAUUAUGAAAUUGCUGAUGGUGACUCAUUGGACUUUGAUUCUUGGACUUCACUCAUUUCAGAGAUUGAGAAAACCAACUCGGACAACAUAAAAGCAAUAUCAUCAGUAUAUAAGUCAUUCCUCUCUCAGUUCCCAUUGUGUCAUGAAUAUUGGAAGAGGUAUGCAGAUCACAUGACAAGGCUUUCUACAAUGGAAAAAGCUGUUAAAAUCUUUGAAUGUGCAGUGGAAUCUGCAACAUAUUCUGUUGGAUUGUGGGUUGAUUAUUGUAGCUUCAGUAUGCUUGCUUUUGAAGAUCCACAUGAUGUUCGUCGAAUAUUUGAAAGAGGGCUCUCUUUUGUUGGAAAAGAUUUCUUAUCUCAUAAAUUAUGGGAUGUGUACAUCAGAUUUGAGUUAUCUCAACAGCAAUGGACUUUCCUUGCUCACAUUCUUAUUCGUGCUCUAAAAUUCCCAACAAAGAGUUUACACAAAUAUUAUGACAAUUUUAAAGAAUUUGCUGCUUUUGUGGAAGAGGACAUGUCAUGCUCAAAAAGUCGCAACCUUGAACCCUACACAGAUGAUUCAACCAUAGAAUUCGCCACAUCAGAUGAUAAAAUCUUGAAUACCAUUAAAAAGCUGCAACAUUCCUCGAGUGUUGAGCAAAGGUCUAAAGCCCUAAAUAAACUACUCACCAUUGGUGAGGGGUUUUAUCGUAAAUCAUGCAAAUUGCACGAAGAAAUAGAUUACUUUGAGAAUUACAUGGAGAGGGACUUUUUUCAUGUGGAGCCACUUGAAGAUGAAGAGCUGGAAAAUUGGCAUAAUUAUUUGGAUUUCAUUGAGAAGCAAGAGGAUUUUGAUUGGGCUGUGAAGGUGUACGAAAGAUGCUUAAUUCCAUGUGCUAAUUACCCUGAAUUCUGGAUGCGAUAUGUGGAGUUUAUGGAAUCCAAAGGGGGAAGAGAAAUAGCAAAGUUUGCUUUAGAAAGAUCCACACGAGUAUUUUUAAAGGAUGUAUCAGAGGUGCAUAUAUUCAAUGCAAGAUAUAGAGAGAAAAUAGGAGAUAUUGAAGGAGCUCGUGCUGCAUUUCAACUUUGUGAUACUUCUGAAUCUGAUUCAUCUUUCAUUGAAACUGCAAUAAAAGAGGCUAAUAUGGAGAAACGUCUGGGAAAUUUGGAUACAGCUUUGGACAUUUAUAAAAAAUCACUCAAAAUGGCAGCAGAAAAGGAGAAGAUGCAUAUUAUCCCUAUACUUUAUAUUCACUUUUUCCGCCUCAAAUACCUGAUCACUAGUAGUGCAGAUGCUGCAAUGAACUUACUAAUAGCAGGUGUCCAACAAGUGCCUCAUUCCAGAUUACUUCUAGAAGAAUUGAUUAAUUUUGCAAUGACACACGAAGGAUCAAGACAUUUGAAAAAAAUGGACCGAAUUAUGGCGACUACUAUAACUUGUGAAUCAGAAAGUUUAAGUUCCAAAGAUCGUGAGGAUUUGUCAAAUUUGUAUUUGAAGUUUGUCGACCACUGUGGGACCACAAAUGACAUAAAAAAAGCAUGGAAUCGUCACAUAAAAUCUUUCCCUUGCCUAAUACGAAGACCUACCUCUUCACACAAACAACCCUCUGUGGUUCAUAAUAUUGACCAUUUUGCCCCUCCUUCACCUAAUAAGAACCCCAAAAAUCAAGAACAUGAAGUUAUAUCUGAACCAAAACCAAAUGACCUACAAAUAUUACAAAAAUCGGAUCAAAACACAACCGAUGAAGCUGAAAUGCUUGAGAAGACGGUUUCUUCCGAGAAAGAACCUAAUCCCACCGCCCUUGAGGAUACUCAACCGCCUGUAACCGCCAGUGAAAACUCCUCUCCGGUCACCGGAACCACCACCAACCACCACGAAACCGAAAAAGGUUUCUCACAUCAACAAAAUACUGAAAACCCUAACCCUACAAAAGAAAACAAGGGAACUGAACCGGUUGAGCCUGAACCACCGGCUCAACCGAUGGUUCAGUAUCCUAUGCAAAAUACUGAACCACCGGAGCUUGGUGGUCAGAACACACAAGCUUACAAUCAAAUGUGGCAAUAUCAAUACCAACAGAAUCAUAAUCAGCAACAAUGGCUGCAAAUGCAACAGUCUUAUGUAAUGCCGCCAGAGCCGCAGCGGCUGCUGCCACAACAACAAGCUUAUGUUCAGCAGCAGUAUCAGUUGUAUCAACAGCAGGAACAAUACCAACAGUAUUGGUAUCAGAUGUAUCAACAACAACAACAGCAACAAGGAUAUAUUAAUAUGCAACAAUAUCAACAGGGUCAAGUUCAAGGGAUGAUGCCACCAAAUACGGGCUUUGAUCAAUACACACAACAACCGGUGGGUCCACGUGUACCAAUAAACAUCGCGUCUCCAACUAAUCCCCAUCGAUCUUCCCAUGGGGGCUCGUCACACCCUACAAAAUCUCCGCGUUCUUCGUCUUUGGAGAGAACUCUCCAUACUUGA
This is a messenger RNA of Lactuca virosa, 2629 nucleotides long. The record is from the annotation of a GenBank genome assembly. Lineage: Eukaryota; Viridiplantae; Streptophyta; Magnoliopsida; Asterales; Asteraceae.